Messenger RNA from Myotis daubentonii (Daubenton's bat), 2460 nucleotides. It is a transcript of the gene SRP19, whose product is annotated as signal recognition particle 19. NCBI's taxonomy places the organism in Eukaryota, Metazoa, Chordata, Mammalia, Chiroptera, Vespertilionidae. Gene Ontology annotation, biological process: SRP-dependent cotranslational protein targeting to membrane, signal sequence recognition; SRP-dependent cotranslational protein targeting to membrane. Gene Ontology annotation, cellular component: signal recognition particle, endoplasmic reticulum targeting. Gene Ontology annotation, molecular function: 7S RNA binding. The record is from RefSeq and is a predicted model, not a curated record.
CUCUGGCGCCGAGCGACAGGUGCCAGAACAAACGGACAGGGAAAGGCCGGGGACGCGAAGGCGUUCCGGGGGGCAGGACUUCCGCCGGAAAUGGGGUGGUCUGGGAAAUCUCAGAGCGGAGUUCCGGCGGGUCUCACCCCAGUGGGCACGGGCGGAGAUGGCUUGCGCCGCGGCGCGGUCCCCGGCCGACCAGGACAGGCUGUUGAAAAUCCUACAGCUACAGAGAUUCAAGAUGUGUGCUCAGCAGUUGGACUUAAUGCAUUUCUUGAGAAAAACAAAAUGUACUCCAGAGAAUGGAAUCGUGAUGCUCAGUACAGGGGCAGAGUCCGGGUUCAACUCAAACAGGAAGAUGGCAGCCUCUGUCUUAUACAAUUCCCAUCACAUCAACGCUCAACCACUGAGCCACACCAGCCAUGCAAGAGAUCCUUCUUUUCUACAGCUGCAUAGUGUUCCAUUGUGUAGAUGUAAGUCAGUAAUGUUGUAUGCAGCGGAAAUGAUUCCUAAACUAAAAACAAGGACACAAAAAACAGGAGGUAGUGACCAAACUCUUCAGCAAGGAGAGGGAAGUAAAAAAGGGAAAGGAAAGAAGAAGAAGUGACCUGGCAAGACAAUCAAGUCUGACAUACUACUGUAAGAGUCGUGGAUGGAGGUUUCUGAUUUGUAUCUGAGAGAAACUGAAGCUUUUUGUUUGUAUCAUUUAACUGAACUAUGAACAUUUGUGCCUCCCAGCUUUAGCAUGAGAGUUGACAAUGAAAUAAAUUUACAUCAGAAGUUUGCGUCGAGCUCUUACGCAGUAUUAAAGAAAAUUUUUUUUGCCUUUCAGUGCAGUUUUUGUGGAAGAAAGAAGCUUAUUUUUAAAUGGACAAUGGCCUCUACCAUAAGUUACUUGAAAUCCUGUAUCUGUGCUCUAUGUAAACAUAUUCAGACAAAUGAGUUUAAUAAGAUUUGAAACAUAUUGUUCACCUUUUAAGCUAAUGAAAUAAAAUUCAAAACUGACUGUGUAGCUUUUGCUUAUGAACUAAUCAAUGCCAGUGGAAGAGAUAAUUUAAAAGGAUGAAAUGGGGCCCUAACCGGUUUGGCUCAGUGGAUUGAGCAUCGGCCUGGGGACUGAGGGGUCCCAGGUUCGAUUCCGGUCAAGGGCAUGUACCUUGGUUGCGGGCACAUCCCCAGUAGGGAGUGUGCAGGAGGCAGCUGAUCGAUGUUUCUUUCUCAUCGAUGUUUCUAACUCUCUAUCCCUCUCUCUUCCUCUCUGUAAAAAAUCAAUAAAAUAUAUUUAUAAAAAAAUAAAAUAAAAUUUAAAAAAAAAAUAAAAGGAUGAAAUGGGAAGCCUGACUGGUGUGGCUUAGUGGUUGAAUGUUGACCUAUGAACCAGGAGGCCACAGUUUGAUUCCUGGUCAGGACACAUACCUGGAUUGCAGGCUUGAUCCCCAGUGUGGGUCAUAUAGGAGGCAGUCAGUCAAUGAUUCUCAUCAGUGAUAUUUCUAUCUCCUUCUCCCUUCCUCUCUAAAAUCAAUAAAAAUACAUUUUAGAAAUAAUAAUAAUAAAAAAAAGAAUAAAAUGGGUAGUGGAUGUUUAGUAUGACCCUGAAAGUAGAAGAAAGUAGUUAAAUCCUCUUGGAGAUCUAUGAACAGCCAGUCUAGAACAUAUUCUUUUUUUUUUUUUUAAUUGAUUUUCUUUUUAGAGAGGAGGAAGGGAAAGAGAAAUAUUGAUGUGACAAACAUCGAUCUGCCGCCUCCUGCAUGCACCCCGAUUGGGGAUUUAACCCACGAGACCUAGGUGUGUGCCCUGACCAGGAAUCGAUCACACAGCCUUUUGGUGUAUGGGAUGAUGCUCCAACCAACUGAGCCACCCAGCCAGGGCUAGAUCAUAUUCUUUUAAUUAGCUAUUGUAAUUGAGUAGUUCAGUUACUAGUUUUUGACAUGGAAAGUCCUGGAGUUUAAGCUUUAGAUUUGCUUAUUUUGUAGGCUUAAGGACAUUGUUUCAUUGGAGUUCUAAAAUUACCUCUGAUUUAGCACCUUGAAUCACAACUUGUUCAAUAAAUUAAAUUGGAUUGCUGAUUCUACCUUUAUUGAAAAGCAGUGUCUGAAAGUGGGAAUUUUUUGCAAAAUUGAAGAGAAUCCCUAUCUACCCAUAUGUUUUUGUUCACUGAGAGUCUCUUGGGCAACUGCCUUCUCUGACUCCCUAUGCUUCUGGUAGGGUUGUUGGUCAUGCGCUGCGUAUCAGCUUCAGUCAGUGAUGGCCACAUAUACAACUGUGAUCCUGUAAGAUUAUAAUGAAGCUAAAACAUUCCUAUCCCCUAGUAACAUCGUAGCCAUUGUAAAUUGGGAGCACAGCAUGCAUUACUUGUGUUUAUGUUGAUGCUGACGUAAACAAACUUCCACUGCCAGUCACAUAAAAGUAUUGCACAUACAAUUAUAUACAGUACAUAAUACUUGAUAAUAAAUGACUGUUUCUGGUUUA